AGGAGCCGCGACGAGAUGAGGCGCGCAUCAGGGCGCGUGAGACAAUGAGCUGGGUGGCGAGGCAGCGGCAUCAGCAUCAUCAUCAACAGCAGCAGCAGCAUCAGCAGCGGCGGCAACAGAACUCAGCUGGCCAAAAAAAGAACGCGGAGUGGCAAGAGCAGUAGGAGGGAGGUGAAGAAGAAGAAGAAGAAGAGGAGGAGGAGGAAGAGGAGGAGGUAGGAAUAGUGAAAUUUAAACAGAGGUGCGUGGCUGACAGAUCACUGCUGCUUUGGUGUCCGCUUGGCUCGCAGCGAGUGAGGAAGAUCGGGAUCAACUUCACGGGACGAUGUGUGCUGACAGGAUGGUGAUGACGGACCUGUUGAAAGCAGAGGAGAUCAAGAAAGCUCUUGAUGCCUUUGCAGCAGAGACGUUCGACCCUAAAAAGUUCUUCGACCUGGUGGGAAUGACGGCCAUGUCGGCCGAGAGUGUCAAGCAGGUCUUCCGGGUUCUGGAUGUGGACGGAAGCGGCUUCAUAGAAGAAGAGGAACUAAAGUAUGUACUGAAGGGCUUUUCCAAGGACGGCAGAGACUUGACAGAUGAUGAGACAAGAGUUUUCCUCAAAGCCGCGGACAAAGACGGUGACGGCAAGAUCGGCAUUGACGAGUUCGAAGCGAUGGUGCAUGAGUAGGAGACAGCGGGAUGUCCUCCUCCUCCUCCUCCUCCCUGCAUUCAUAGUUUAAACUUGCCACCAUCAAACUCCUCUCACCUCCCUGGGGAAACCCACGCAUGGAGUCAGACCAGCCUGACCGCUCACCCACGACAACAGGCAGCAUCCUACGGGAGGUGUUACCAGAUUUGGGUUUAAUGUUCUUGUUCGGUAUCAAAUUUACUUCUGUAUCAGGUCACAAUCAUUCUUGAUGAGCUCAUAAAGAUAGCUUGGUGCUAGUGCUGUUGUUUUCCAAAUUAUUAUUUUUCAUGUCUGUUAAUUUUUUGGUGUGUUCACAUGCCAGUGCACCUCCAUCCUCCUCUUCACCACGCACCCCCUCUCAUCCACCUCUAGAUGACACAAUAAAGAAGAGAGAAGACAGUAAGAAAUGAUAAUAAAAGAGUAUUGAGUAAUGGA
Molecule: messenger RNA, 1102 nt
Organism: Phycodurus eques (leafy seadragon)
Lineage: Eukaryota; Metazoa; Chordata; Actinopteri; Syngnathiformes; Syngnathidae
Gene: pvalb7
Product: parvalbumin 7
Exons: 5
Coding region: 326-667 (113 amino acids)
Cellular component (GO): nucleus; cytoplasm
Molecular function (GO): calcium ion binding
Source: RefSeq, a predicted model, not a curated record